GCGUGUGCUAGCUUUCUGUGUGCUUAGGUGCCCGAGCUACUGAGGGUCUAGGUCCGGGCAGCCGAAGAGUGUGGUAGGUAACGGUCGUCAGCGCAAGGGUCAUUUCGUCGCUGGGAAGGGACGGCCCUCGCCCGCGGUGAUGGUGGUUAGCAAGAUGAACAAAGAUGCGCAGAUGAGAGCAGCGAUUAACCAAAAGUUGAUAGAAACUGGAGAAAGAGAACGCCUCAAAGAGUUGCUGAGAGCUAAAUUAAUUGAAUGUGGCUGGAAGGAUCAGUUGAAGGCACACUGUAAAGAGGUAAUUAAAGAAAAGGGACUAGAACACGUUACUGUUGAUGACUUGGUGGCUGAAAUCACACCAAAAGGCAGAGCCCUGGUACCUGACAGUGUAAAGAAGGAACUCCUACAAAGAAUAAGAACAUUCCUUGCUCAGCAUGCCAGCCUUUAAGAUUGAAUUAGAUUGUGUUGUUUUGUGGUUUUAUUUCUAAAGUAAAACUUGCCAUAAAUUAGGAAUCGGCUUCCCAAAAUAAAAUCCUUUUUUGUAUGAUGGUAUACAGUUUUCAGUAAUGAUGUAUACAUUGUAUUGAUUUUUUUCCCUAAAUGUAUUAUUUUAAUAAAUAUCUCAUGAAUGAAAAAAAAA
Messenger RNA from Dama dama (fallow deer), 637 nucleotides. RefSeq names its product transcription and mRNA export factor ENY2. Bases 140 to 445 code for a protein of 101 amino acids. The transcript has a single exon. Gene Ontology annotation, biological process: poly(A)+ mRNA export from nucleus; regulation of transcription by RNA polymerase II; positive regulation of DNA-templated transcription. Gene Ontology annotation, cellular component: DUBm complex; SAGA complex; nuclear pore. Lineage: Eukaryota; Metazoa; Chordata; Mammalia; Artiodactyla; Cervidae. Gene Ontology annotation, molecular function: chromatin binding; transcription coactivator activity. The record is from RefSeq and is a predicted model, not a curated record.